CACCACCAUCCCGCCGGCGACUUCACGCACGUAUAUACAUCUUCCUUCGCAACUCCAUUGAUCGAGCCGCCAUCGCCAUGGACGAGGUCACCCGCUUUCUCAAGCAUGACCCGACCGUCCCGACCGCUGAGCAACAGCAGCAGGCUCCAGCGGUUCACGUCGACGUCCAGUCGGCGAUGCAACUCGAACUCCAGCAGGCGCCUCCCAUGGUCAGCGUGCAGCACCCUCAACCGGAGGCACCGCCGAUGCCACUCCGUGAUCAACAGAUGCUUGUCGAAUCGCCGGCGACGAUGUUCCUCCAUCCUGGCGACCACAUGGUCAACGAGUUGAUGCCGGCAGUGCAACAAAGGCUUGGCGAAUCAACGGUAACAGUGCCACCAACUCUUGUCGACCAGGACCAGCACAUGGUGGGCGAGUCGCCGUCGGCGAUGCCACCCCCUCACCAGCAGAUGCUGGGCGACACGCCGGUCACGAUGCCACGACAUCCUCACUAUCACAUGAUCUGUGAGUUGCUGCCGGUAUUGGAACAAAGGCUUGGCGAGUCGCCCGCUGCAAUGCCACAACCUGACGGACAUGGCCAGCACGUGAUGGGGGCGCCGGCGAGGACGCUACUCCAGCACCAGACGAUGAUGGUGGAUCAUCCGCCGGUGGCCUACGGAUUCACAGACCUGGACGAAGAUCUGGGUAUCUAUGGGCUUUUUCUGGAAAACGAAUAUCACAUGCCUGGCGGCAAUGGCGUCACCGGCAUGCCGGAACCGCCCGCGGUGCCUUCAGCAGUCGUGCCGCUGGCACCAGCGCCAGAGCAAGCAUCAUGCCAAGACUGUCAAGUCGUCCAACUGGUCAGGAGCCACAACGCGGCGAUGGGAAAGGUGACGACCUUGUCCCUACACCGUGCGUCCGACGGAACAUACAUGCACACAGUCCUCGAAACCACCGGCACCGGCGAUCAAGGGCCGAACUACGGCAGCCAACUAAUACACGAGAGCCUGCGUGACAGCGCGCCUGAGGAGGUGCCUAAGAUUGUUGAGUCCUGUAUCCGGAUGAUGAGGGACAUAGUAGGCCCGGUGGAGGACGUCAUCACCGUCGAUGGCAAAGCAGAUGCAGAGGCAGAGGCGAGCUCUAGCAUGGUCGGUGCUCCUCCGACCGAUACAGCCGGCCCGUCCAGGGCUCCUGAUCAGAGGGACACGCUGCAGGCUGCACCGGUUGCGCCACCGCCGCCGCCGACCCACAGGCGGUGGCCGCAGCAGCCAGAGAGGGUGUUAAGUCCGGCGGAGCAAGAGGACGAGGAGACCCGGCAGUACCUACGUCGCGCCCGAGAGCGGGCUGAGAAGGAGAUGAGCUCAUUGCCGCUCGCACUCAAGCGCUUUUGCCGCGACGUAAAAAAUCCAGACAAUCGCAACCCGAUGCUACACCGGAUCAAAAAACUUAAUAAAAAGAUCAAAGACACCGAGAAGGAAGCCUGGCGUGUGGGGAACGAAUUGACCAAGAUCAGAAGGCUUGUGGACGAUUUCGUGACAGAGAAAACACGGUUGUAUGCUACUCUUACAGAGCUGAUGGAGAAGGAGGCCCGACGGGCGCCAGCUGACCAAACGGCAACGUAUAGGAGCCCGGUAUACGCGUCGUACCCGCGUCCCACCCGCUGCGACGUGGCGUCGCCACGCCGGUCUGACCGCGGUCAAUCCGUCGGUUCCCGAGACCGCGGCAUUAAUUCCGCGCUGCGUCGUCAGUUCACGUCGGUUCCCGACGCCGCCGCCAUUAAUCCCGUGCUACGUCGCCAGUCCGCGUCGGUUCCCGAAGCCGCCGCCAUUAACCACCGCAUCGCCAGCUCGCCGCGUCGGUUCCCGAAAGACGACAUUAAUCACCGCGUCAGCGUCGUCCGAUGCCGCCGUUAG
Hordeum vulgare subsp. vulgare (domesticated barley) is the source of this 1892-nucleotide messenger RNA. RefSeq lists its product as uncharacterized. The coding region runs from base 78 to 1892 and encodes 604 amino acids. The record is from RefSeq and is a predicted model, not a curated record. Lineage: Eukaryota; Viridiplantae; Streptophyta; Magnoliopsida; Poales; Poaceae. The transcript has 6 exons.